AUGGCAGGAGCUGCACCACCACCCAAACCGGAAGAGCUUCAGCCACACCCUGUGAAAGAUCAACUUCCAAAUGUUUCAUACUGCAUCACUAGUCCUCCUCCUUGGCCUGAGGCAAUUCUACUUGGUUUCCAACAUUACCUGGUGAUGCUUGGCACAACUGUUCUAAUACCAAGUUCUCUAAUUACUCAGAUGGGAGGAGGAAACGAAGAGAAAGCAAAAAUGAUCCAGACUCUGUUGUUUGUAGCUGGCAUGAACACAUUGUUCCAAACACUGUUUGGAACUCGUCUACCUGUAGUUAUUGGAGGAUCCUACACCUUUGUGCCUACUACCAUUUCAAUCAUUUUGGCUAGUCGCUACAGUGACAUACUGAAUCCUCAAGAGAGAUUUGAGAGGAUAAUGCGUGGGACGCAGGGCGCGCUUAUUGUUGCCUCGACCCUCCAAAUUGUUCUUGGAUUCAGUGGCCUUUGGCGCAAUGUAGUGAGGUUCUUAAGCCCUCUCUCUGCUGUUCCCCUGGUUGCUCUGUCAGGCUUUGGACUUUAUGAGUUGGGCUUUCCUGUGCUUGCAAAAUGUGUGGAGAUUGGGCUGCCAGAAAUUGUAAUCUUACUAGUAUUUUCACAGUACAUUCCUCAUGUGAUGAAAGGAGAAAAGCCUAUCUUUGAUCGAUUUGCAGUUAUAUUCUCAGUGACAAUUGUGUGGAUUUAUGCUCACCUUCUCACUGUGGGUGGAGCAUAUAAACAUGUGCCACAGACAACUCAGGAUACUUGCAGAACUGAUCGUGCUGGCAUUAUAAGUGGUGCACCUUGGAUUAGAAUCCCAUAUCCAUUUCAAUGGGGAGCUCCUACAUUUGAUGCUGGGGAAGCUUUUGCUACGAUGGCUGCUUCAUUUGUUGCACUAGUAGAGUCAACUGGUGCUUUUAUUGCUGUUUCAAGGUAUGCAAGUGCAACUCCAUUGCCACCUUCGGUUCUGAGCCGUGGUGUUGGUUGGCAGGGGGUAGGAAUUUUGUUAGCUGGCAUCUUUGGAACAGGGAAUGGAUCAUCAGUUUCUGUAGAAAAUGCUGGACUGUUAGCUUUGACAAGAGUUGGUAGCCGAAGGGUUGUUCAAAUUUCAGCAGGAUUCAUGAUUUUUUUCUCCAUACUUGGAAAAUUUGGAGCUGUGUUUGCUUCAAUCCCAGCACCAAUAGUCGCAGCUUUAUAUUGCCUUUUCUUUGCUUAUGUGGGUUCUGCAGGCCUCAGUUUCCUUCAGUUUUGCAAUUUAAACAGCUUCAGAACUAAAUUCAUCUUGGGAUUUUCUAUUUUCAUGGGCCUCUCUAUACCACAAUACUUCGACGAGUAUACAGCAUUUAAGAACUAUGGUCCAGUGCACACCCAUGCCAGAUGGUUCAACGACAUGAUCAAUGUCCCAUUUUCAUCAAAAGCAUUUGUUGCUGGUUCAUUGGCACUGUUCUUGGAUGUCACAUUGCACAACAAAGACAACCAAACUCGUAAAGACAGAGGCAUGCAUUGGUGGGACAGAUUCAGUUCAUUCAAGACAGAUACAAGGAGUGAGGAGUUUUACUCACUUCCUUUCAAUCUAAACAAGUUCUUCCCCUCUGUGUGA
Molecule: messenger RNA, 1596 nt
Organism: Sphenostylis stenocarpa
Lineage: Eukaryota; Viridiplantae; Streptophyta; Magnoliopsida; Fabales; Fabaceae
Source: the annotation of a GenBank genome assembly